AUGGUCAUAAUUCUGCGGGGCGCAGUGUUGACGGAUCAGUGCAACAUUGAAAUCGAAAAUUUUAAAAGCACAGCCCUUCCAGCUCGAGGGCUGGAUAUUAGGCAUAUGGGGACUAAAAUAAUUUUUUCUAAACAAGGGACUUUGAUAUCCUAUGCUAAUGUUGCAUUGGCAUUUUAUAUAAAUGACCAAUCCAAUGAAACGCAGAAAAUUAUCAUCGAAUGGAAUGAUGCCAGUAAAGAUGACAGAUCUAAUGUUGAAAUAAAAGUCAACGACGAAAAAAUUACUGGAACGGCAAAUGUGGCUCGUUAUCUUGCGCGAGCUCGUCGCGAUCUAGACUUGUACGGCUCCAAUGCAAUAUCGACUACUUUGAUAGAUCAGUGGAUCGACUUUGCUUUGGAUAAAUUGGGAUCCUCGGAUUUUAAAGUCAUUGAAGCGGCAUUAGAGGAGAUUGACCACCACCUCACUCUAAGAACUUUCUUUGUCGGUUAUAAGCUUACUCUAGCCGACAUUGUUGUGUGGGGAACUUUAAAAAAUUCUCCAAUUUUUAAUCGUCAACUUAAGACCGGGAAAGAUGUAGGAGUAUAUUUGACUCGAUGGUACAAUUACAUUAGUUCCUUGAACUUUAUCCAAGAAGGUCUUAAAUGGGUGACGAAGUCGAUUGACACAUCAAAACCUCGUAAAGAUCAACCUAAUAUGAAUAUUGGUCUUAUCGAUGCGGAAAUAGGAAAGGUCGUAACCAGAUUUCCUCCUGAGCCUA
Molecule: messenger RNA, 757 nt
Organism: Acaulospora morrowiae
Lineage: Eukaryota; Fungi; Glomeromycota; Glomeromycetes; Diversisporales; Acaulosporaceae
Source: the annotation of a GenBank genome assembly